AUGAUCUUAGAGACAGAGCGGCAUUUUGAAAAUGUAGCCCGCACGUUGUCGUCUUUGUCACGAAAAACACUGAUUGCAAUAAUAUGCAAGUCAUCAGCUUCUUAUACUUUAAUUUUCGAUAUGCUUUUAAAAACCGACAUUCGUCAACAAUGUGUGCAGUAA
Plasmopara halstedii is the source of this 162-nucleotide messenger RNA. RefSeq lists its product as uncharacterized. The transcript has 2 exons. The coding region runs from base 1 to 162 and encodes 53 amino acids. NCBI's taxonomy places the organism in Eukaryota, Oomycota, Peronosporomycetes, Peronosporales, Peronosporaceae. The record is from RefSeq and is a predicted model, not a curated record.